Polistes canadensis is the source of this 615-nucleotide messenger RNA. RefSeq lists its product as uncharacterized. The transcript has 4 exons. Gene Ontology annotation, molecular function: structural constituent of chitin-based larval cuticle. The record is from RefSeq and is a predicted model, not a curated record. Lineage: Eukaryota; Metazoa; Arthropoda; Insecta; Hymenoptera; Vespidae. Bases 1 to 615 code for a protein of 204 amino acids. Gene Ontology annotation, cellular component: chitin-based extracellular matrix.
AUGUCCCCUGCUAGGCAUGCUAAACCAGAAACAGGGGCACACGCCUCUGUUAUGGAUGAUAUCGAUAAUCAUUUGAAUUCUACCUUGAGUAUCGACGUAUUAGGGCAAAACGAGUACAUUCAGGAUACGGGUAUCAGAAUAAAAGCUCAUUUUCAGUUGUCGUGUUUAUUGUGUUAUCUAUUUCUUUGUAAAAGUUCAGGCCAACCAACGAAUAAUAUACUUCUUGGUUAUCAGGAUAGUUUAGGUCAAUAUAGUUUUGGUUAUAGUACCCUUAACUCGGCCAGGUCAGAAGUGAAAACUGUAGACGGUGCAAUACAUGGUGUAUACAGUUACAUAGAUGAUAAUGGAAUGAUUCAAAGUACGGAAUACGUUGCGGAUAAUGAUGGUUUUCGUGUUGUCGCUACUAAUCUUCCACAGGCUCCACUUCCGGUCGAGGAUACUGCUGAAGUCAUAGCUGCUCGAAAAGAUCAUUUAAAUGCAUUUCUAAUAGCUGAACAAAUGGCUGUAAAUUCUGGAUACGGAAAUGUUAAUGACAAUUUAGAAAAGAUCAAUGCCGAUAAGGAAGAAAUCUUGACGAAAGAUAAUCAGGUUAUUUUUUUUUUUAAUGUCAAAUGA